Messenger RNA from Pygocentrus nattereri (red-bellied piranha), 4909 nucleotides. It is a transcript of the gene dpy19l3, whose product is annotated as dpy-19 like C-mannosyltransferase 3. The record is from RefSeq and is a predicted model, not a curated record. Bases 317 to 2494 code for a protein of 725 amino acids. Gene Ontology annotation, molecular function: mannosyltransferase activity. Lineage: Eukaryota; Metazoa; Chordata; Actinopteri; Characiformes; Serrasalmidae. The transcript is spliced from 19 exons. Gene Ontology annotation, cellular component: nuclear inner membrane.
CUCUCCCCAUGUCCUCACUACGUGGCAGCAAGCUAUUGUACUGUCAAUCCAUCCACGUAGUGGGAGAGAGAAGCGGUGGAGACUUCCAGAACCAGUCUCUGUGUAUAUAUAAGUAUAUAUAUAUAUAUACAGCACGUCGCUUUCACUAACUUAGAUUUACGCGUUGAACUGAUCGGUGAAGAGGUCUGCAGCGGAAUCCGUGUGGACGGAUGGGCUACUUCUAGUGCUGAGAAGAGGAGGAGAAGGUGGAGGAGGGGGCUGCUGGACAUCCGAUCCUCAACUCCAGGCUCAGCUGAAGAGGUAGCUGUGACCCAACAUGACUGCCCUGCGGCAGAGGAAGGCCAGUAAAGGGAAGGACCCGGGGCUGGACGCUCAGAGCCUCCGGUGUGAUCUUGUGGCUGAUGUCCCUGUGAAGCCAGCUUCUGCAGGUACAUCAUGGUGCUCAGUACUGUGUGUUGUCACUGGUGCUACAGUCGGAGUUAGUCUGGGUCUGCUGUGCUGCAUCUAUGUGGCCACGCUUCAUGAGAAUGACCUGUGGUUCUCCAAUAUAAAGGAAGUUGAGCGUGAAAUCUCUUUUCGGACAGAAUGCGGCCUCUACUAUUCCUACUACAAGCAGAUGCUGAGGGCUCCGUCUAUACAGGAAGGUCUGUAUGAGCUCAUAAAUGACAACACUACAGAGUCUAAGAGGACUAUCAAUAUUCUGCAGCGUAUGAACAUCUAUCAAGAGGUGUUGCUAAGCAUCCUCUACAGGAUUCUGCCCAUUCAGGACUACCUGGAACCAGUUUAUUUCUACAUUUACACUGUGUUUGCUCUUCAAGCAGUGUAUGUUCUAGCUCUCUUCCUCACCAGCUGGAUGCUAAGCGACUCGUGGCUGGCAGGAGCUCUCACUGGAGUGUGGUACAUCCUCAACCGAAUAGACACUACACGUGUGGAGUUCACCAUAUCCCUGAGAGAGAACUGGUCUCUGCCGUUUUUUGCCCUGCAGGUCACUGCUAUCACCUGCUACCUACGUCCUCAGCUCAGGCCGACCCACCAGAGGGUGGUGCUGUGGCUGGUGUUUGUCUGUACAUUUUGCUUCUGUCUAACGUGGCAGUUUAAUCAGUUCAUCCUGCUGGUGCAAGCCCUCCUUAUCUUCACCCUCGACGCUCUGGAUUUCCUGACAGCGGAGCAGGUGACGUCUCUGUACCUGGUGCAGGUGGUGAGUCUGCUGUGCGUGUGGCUGCUGCAGUUCUGUAACUCCAUGAUUCUGGGCUCUCUGGUGCUCAGCUUCAUCGUGGCCGUGCUCUUCAUCAAACACUUCCAGACAGGGUUAAAGACAGGAGGUAUUGUCGUCCGUGUAGCGAAGCUGGCUCUCCAUGCCUUCCUGGUCCUCACAUUAACUUUCAUCAUCAAUUAUUCAGCCAAGAAAAUCCUGCAGCUGAGGUCAGACGAGCACAUCUUCAAGUUCAUAAAGGCUAAGUUCGGCUUGGGGGCCACAAGAGAUUUUGAUGCGAGUCUGUAUCUGUGUGAGGAGGCUUUUGGCUUGUUGCCGUUGGAUACGUUCGAGCGCUUGGCCAACACACUGCUGGUUUACCCGUAUCUCUGCACUCUCUCAGUUCUGCUCAUUGUGCUGGCACUUGCCGCUCUAUUUAACCUCAGAGAGGCUGGGGUGGGCCGAGCGCCCGGAGACAACGAUGAGUCGACCUUCAGCAUGCGGCCAGAUGUCGCCUACAAUCUUCUGCACACAGUCUUCUUUGGUCUGCUGGCUUUAUCCACCAUGAGAAUGAAGUACCUGUGGACCGGUCAUAUGUGCGCUUUCGCUGCCUUUGGGGUUUGUGGCAAAGAAGUGUGGGCGCUGUGUCUGAGAGUGAUCCACUGCAACACUAAAGCUAAGCUCAGGUUGGUCAGGUACUCUGUUCCGAUUGUGGUUCUGGCAUUCCUUUAUUACAAGUUUUGGCCUAAACUGAUGGAGGAAAUUUCUGAACUGAGAGAAUUUUAUGAUCCAGACACUGUGGAGCUGAUGACAUGGAUUAGCUCCAAGACCCCCAAGCGUGCGGUGUUUGCAGGCAGCAUGCAGCUGCUGGCGGGGAUAAAGUUAUGCACGGGACGGGUUCUGACUAACCACCCCCACUAUGAGGAUCAAGCACUGCGGGAGAGGACCAGGCAGGUGUAUCAGGUGUAUGCCUGCCAGUCAGCAGAGGAGGUCCACAGACUGCUACGCUCUGUAGGAACGGACUACAUAGUGUUGGAGGACAGCAUCUGCUACGAGCGCCGGCACAGUCGGGGCUGCAGGCUGAGGGACCUGCUCGACCUCGCCAAUGGACAUAUCAUGGAUGGGCCUGGUGAAAAUGACCCUGACCUGGUCCCGGCCUCUCACCCGCGCUUCUGCCAGGCCAUCAAAACCGGAGAGCCCCCAUACUCCACCUUCUUCACCCGCGUGUUCCAGAACAAGACCUUUUACGUAUACAAGCUGAAAAAAACCAAGAAGAAAAGCAAGGCAGACAGUGGCGUGUAGUGGGAGGCCAGCGAUCUCGCGCCCAAAACCUCCUCCACAUCAGCCCCCAUCAAGGAGGCUGCCUGAAAGGAAUGUUUAGUGAGUUUGUGAUUGCAGUGGGGGGCCUCUGUUUGUGUGUGUAUGUGUUUCGAUAGAAGCCUGAUUGGACCCGUAUGGGCAGAUGAUGUGUACGAGCUUUAAGUUGCGUGGCCUAAAGCAACUGGAGCUCAUGUUUAAAUGAGAGAAAGAGAGAGAAAGAUGAAAACAUCUCCUGCUUGGUUUUCUCUUUCUUUUAUUCUCUCUCUUUCAUAUUGUGCUCGAACUCUGAUGUUUGCUCACGCUCAUAUGCUGAACCAGACCCUCAUUUCUCCUUAUGCUGUUUCUCCUUACCCAACUCCCUCUUUCACAUACAUACUGGAAAAAUGGGUACCGAAUAUUUAGAAGGAAAAAAACACAAGAAGAAACAAGGAAAAAACCCUUUGAUAAUCAGAGAUAGGAAUCUAUUUGAACUUUUGGGGUAAUUAUUGCCUAGCCUCGUGUUGUUUUUACAUCAGCCAAGCUGUUGGCCUGUGCCAUCUCUCUAGUUUCCAGUCCCGCAGUCGCAGCUCACUGUCUAGCUUUUAAAUUUAAUGAGAAUGCUUUUUCAUACACGCAUCCACAAGCAGAGGUCCGGUGCUCUCUGUCUCUCUUUAACGGUGACUAAUAAGAGCCGGUCCUGGUCAUAGGUGCAGUGAAAGUGCCACAAAUUCUCACUGUAAUGCCCAAUGAUUCUAGCACUGUGAAUAUCAUUGCAUAUUUGUUCUCUUUUAAUUUGUGCUACUGUGUAAUUUCGUGGCUGGCAUGUCGCACUGAGUGACAGAAAAUAACCUUUUAUUUCUCUUUUUACUCUACAAAUUCAGUUAUCUUGGUAACACUGUUUACUUAGAUUACAAGGAUAGUUACAUGCUGUUACGUUUAACCUUAAUAAUUAUUAUGUUCAGUUGUGUAGGUGAUAAUUGUGCAGAGUGAAUUUGCCGAGAUGUUUUACAUGGGCUGAUGUAAUAUAUUCAGUGUUCUAUGGAAGAAGUGAAUGUCGUCAUUUCUCGCAGCCCUUUCAUUCCAUUAAGGUCUUUACGAAUGAGAUGUGUGAAAGUGCCUUGUCAUUUUCCUAAUAGCCCAGUUGAGUUCAGUUUUUUAAAACUCAGAGCAACACCUUCAGGAUAAUCUGGUUUUAUAUUACUUCUCAGGCUAUUUGAGGCCCAGAGCACUACUGAAAUGUAUUUUUUAUGGAUUGAACUAUCAUGCCCUAAAUCCAUUCUUUGAUGUUCUCUUCAGUGUCUGCAACAAUAAUCCUUAAAAGACUUCCAGUGAAAUAUACGUGUAUAUAGAUGCAAUCGUGGUCAAUUUUUUUAAAAAGGGACCCUCCGUUUGAGCUUCAUGGAAAGUCUCUUUGUGAAAUGGUGUGAAUUUUUAUGUGAACAUACAUGGUAAUACUUUACUGAAGGGUGGCAUCCAUGAGGCUACAAAAGCCAUUUAUGACAACCGAUCCAAAGCUGUAUUAACAUUUAUAAAGGCUUAUUCCAACAAGCACCAGCAGUUGACUAAAGCUGCUUUUCUCAGUUUCACCUACAGAAAGUCGUAUGACAACUGACCAUCGUUUGAAUACUUUAUAGUUCUUUAUAUAAAUAUUGGCAUACGUCAUUAGUCAUGAAAAUCACCUUUUAAUGUAAGUAUUACACUGAUCCAAGAAUUGUGAUUCACUUUAUUUAAACUUAGAAAUAAACUGGAAAGGUUUAGGAUUUUUACAAACUUUGAAGAGGAAGGUAAAUUCGGUUAGGAAAAUUGUUAGGAUUCUGCCCUAUUCAUAUUCAAGCAAAUUUGAAACCAUGUUAAUGCAUUUUUUCACAACUGGCAUAAACCUAUGUGAAUGUUUAGAAAGGCUUAUUAGUUGUCACAGAAGCUGCUUUAGUCAGUUUCACCUACAAAAGAUGUUGCUUGUUUGAAUAAGCUUUCAGAAAUGAUUAUGAAUAUAAGUAUAGGUCAGUAGUAAUGAAAGGCAUAUAUAGGUGUCAUACAGUGUUACGGAAUACACUUUCGGCCAGAUUAAUCUGUGGUACGAGGCCCCAGUAUGCUGUACGUUUUGUUAUGGUACAAGUGCUGUUGAUUGUGGUGGAGUUUUUGAAUCAUAUUCUUUACCCGUUUACAUCAGAACCUUUAUUUCAGGAGGAUGUUAAAGGGAUAUUACUGAAUUGUCGAAAUCCUCAGGCAUCAUCGAUAAUUUGUUACGUGGGAAAAGCAGGGUGCUAAAUUGCACUGGAUUGAUUGUGUGAUAUUUCGAGUGAAUGACUAGUUGUACUAUAUCAUUAUCAUCUGAAAGGUUUCUUUUCACUUGGUGAAUGCCAUUGUCAGUGUUCAGUGUUUUGCAGGUUUGUAAUAAAAGAGGAUUUGUACGGUGAA